AGCCGUCUUCUGUUCACUCUGUGGACGUGGAUAAGGACUGAUAAUCUCUUAAUUAAAACUUAAAAUAUAUCAACGACAAUCCUGUUGUUUAUGAACAACAAUUUAAGCGCCAUUUCUUUGGUCCCUCUCGGUCACGGAUCACAUCAAACCUUUCUAAGUUGUAUAGUAGAGCUAGAGCCCUUGUUCGGCUUUCGGAGAAGCUGAAACUGUGAUGCGAAUGGUCAGUAAAUUCGCUUCCUUCGUCAGAACUAUUACUCCUGUAAAAUCCGAAUUUGUAGCCACAACAUCACCAAUCCAUUUACCACAUCCAUACUCUCCUUUGGGUCUGCAUGUCCAUGCUCGUGAUCUUAUAUACCUUAAGAAUCGACAAAUCAAUAAACUCAUAAAACUGGGCCAUCUCGACUCUGCUAUUAAAUUGUUCGAUGAAAUGCCUCUUCAUGACGUUGUUACAUACAAUUUGCUAAUUUCUGGGUGUCUUCACAAUGGAUAUCCACAGCGCGCAUUUGGUAUAUACAGCCAAAUGGUUUUACGAGGUAUUAGAGAAAGUGCGUCAACAUUUACUUCAGUCUUGGGUACUUGUAGCAACAUGGAUUUUUUCAAAGAAGGAAGUCAAAUUCACUGCAGGGUUGUUCUUUUUGGAUUUACUUUGAAUUUGUUUAUUGCCAGCUCGCUAAUUGGUUUCUAUAUGAGAAUGGGUCUUCAUACUGUAGCUUUGAAGCUGUUCGAUGAGUUGCCGCAGCGAAAUAUAGCUGUUUGGAACUUGUUGCUUCGUUGGUGCUGUGAACUGAGGCAAUUCGAAAAGCUUCAGGGAUUUUUCUCGAAAAUGCAGUUGGAAGGCUUAGAGCCAAAUGGUCUUACUUUUUCCUAUUUGCUUCGAGGAUUUGGUAACGAGAAGCUCUUAGACGAAGGGAAGCAACUACAUAACCGUGCUGUUAAGAUCGGAUUGGUAGAAUCAAAUAUUUUUGUUCAAAAUGCUUUGGUGGAUUUCUACGCUGAUUGCAGAAGUUUAACAGAAGCAAAAAAUGCAUUUGAAUGUAUUCCAUUAGAUAAUGUUAUUUCCUGGAAUUCUAUUGUUGCAGUUUAUGCAGACGUCGGUUUCUUGUCUGAAUCACUUGAGCUGUUUUCUCGGAUGCAGUUUUGGGGGAAAAGGCCCUCAAUUCGGUCGUUAAUGGCUCUUUUGAAUUUAUCUAGUCGGACAAGGAAUAUCCAGUUGGGGAAACAGAUUCAAUCUUGUGCUCUGAAACUGGGUUUUGGUCAUGAGAGUAGCCACCUUCAAUCGGCCUUGAUAAAUAUGUACGGAAGAUGCCUUGAUAUUGAGAGUUCAGUGGCCGUUUAUGAAAGUAUUUCUGUGAGAACUUUGGAGUGUUGCAACUCUUUAAUGACAUCUUUGUUACACUGUGGUGUCAUUGAAGAUGUGAUCGAGAUGUUUGGAUUGAUGGUUGACGAGAGAAUUGGACUUGAUGAGGUUACUCUAUCUACAACAUUAAAAGCAAUAUCAAUAUGUUCACCAGACUUGAGCAGAUGUAGAUUGCUCCACUGUUGUGCCAUAAAAUCAGGCUUUGAAUUUAGCUCCGUGGUUUCUUGUUCUUUAAUGGAUUCUUAUUCAAGAUGUGGUCAUGUUGAGCUCUCUUGGAAAGUUUUUGAGGAAAUCUAUUCCCCUGGUGUCAUUUGUUUCACCUCGAUCAUCAAUGGAUAUGCUCGAAAUGGACUCGGGAAGGAGGGUGUUGAAAUACUCAAGAUGAUGAUCCAGAGAGGCCUGAAACCUGACAAAGUGACUUUCUUGUGUGCAUUGAUAGGGUGCAACCAUUCAGGACUGGUCGAAGAAGGAAGAUUUGUGUUUGAGUUGAUGAAAACCCUUUACGGAAUUGAACCAGACUGGAAACACUAUUCAUGUAUGGUUGAUCUUCUUGGUCGUGCAGGUCUACUGGAUGAGGCUGAAAAGUUGAUUCAAAAGGUGCCUGAAAAGGUCAACGGUGUAAUCUGGAGCUCCAUGUUAAGAAGUUGUAGAGUCCAUAGAAAUGAAACAAUCGGAAGGAAAAUUGUAAAGUGGUUGGUGGACCUCGAAGCUGAAGAUCCUGCCAUUCUUUUGCAGGCUUCAAAUUUCUAUUCUGAUAUUGGAGAUUUUGAAACUUCAAAGCAACUUAGAGAAAUUGCAUUGACAAAAAAAGUGGUAAGAGAAAUUGGUCACAGUUUAAUAGAAGUAAAAAGUCACUGUUAACUUGGGACUUCCGAAUAGUGGAAUCAAUAGCACGGACAGACUGCUACAACUGAGUACAGUGAUGCCAUUGCCUGCCACCUGGAGGUUUCUUUCUUGGAUCUUUGGAAGAACCAGCAUCUCUUCCUGUGGAUACAUAAAACUACGAGCUGAAUAUAGCAAACCACUCGAGGAUCCUUCCUUCUGUAGGCGUCUCAUUGGAUGAUUAUUAUAUCUUAUAGUUAGUCACCCUGGCAUCAUGUUUGCAGUACAUAAGCUCAGUCAAUAUGUUGCAAACCUAAGACAGUCACACUUGCAGCAGCUCGCACUUUGUUUGGUAUCUCAAAGGAACUCCUGGACAAGGGGUUUUCCUAUAAGCUUUAAGCUUCUUUCAGAUUAGUGCCUUUAGUGAUGCUGAUUGGGCUUCUUGCCUUGAUACUCGCAAGUGUACACCCCGAUUUUGUGUAUUUCUUGGUGAUUUUUUGGUCUCAUGGAAGUCAAAGAAGCAAACGACAGUUUCAAGUUCAUCUGCUGAGGCUGAGUACAGGGCAUUGGCAGCCACUGUCAGUGAAGUUUCUUGGCUUGUUCGAUCACUUAAAGACUUACAAGUCAGCAUACCAGCUCCUCCCUUGUUGUUUUGUGAUAGCUCUGCUGCUAUUCACAUAGCUUCAAAUCCAACUUUUCAUGGAAGAGCGAUGCACAUCAAGCUUGAUUGCCAUUUUAUCUGUGACCAUACAGCAAAAGGAGACGUCAGACUGAUGCCUAUUCAAAGUUCUUCCCAGCUUGCUGACAUUUUCACCUAGGCAUUACCUUCAUGUUCUUUUAAACUUGUAUUGUCCAAGAUGGGAAUUUUGAAUAUAUUAAGUUCAUCUUGAGGGGGAGUUUUUAGGAUAUUGUCAAUCAGUUGAAUAUUAAUUCUGUUAUUGGUGGUUAAAUCAUUGCCACCUCACAUUUUGUAACUCCCAUUGGAUAUCUAUACUGCCAUUUCUCAUUAACGGAGAUUAAGGCAAAUUUUAUCUACUCUCAAGUAGUCUGACAGUAAGUAAAAGCUUAAUUUAUCUGCAA
This is a messenger RNA of Cucumis sativus (cucumber), 3259 nucleotides long. Its product is annotated as pentatricopeptide repeat-containing protein At4g39530. Gene Ontology annotation, biological process: RNA modification. The transcript is spliced from 2 exons. Gene Ontology annotation, molecular function: protein binding; RNA binding. The record is from RefSeq and is a predicted model, not a curated record. Lineage: Eukaryota; Viridiplantae; Streptophyta; Magnoliopsida; Cucurbitales; Cucurbitaceae. The coding region runs from base 212 to 2218 and encodes 668 amino acids.